Messenger RNA from Sporothrix schenckii 1099-18, 564 nucleotides. RefSeq lists its product as uncharacterized. NCBI's taxonomy places the organism in Eukaryota, Fungi, Ascomycota, Sordariomycetes, Ophiostomatales, Ophiostomataceae. The record is from RefSeq and is a predicted model, not a curated record. The transcript has 2 exons. Gene Ontology annotation, cellular component: endoplasmic reticulum membrane. Gene Ontology annotation, biological process: ceramide biosynthetic process; ceramide catabolic process. Bases 1 to 564 code for a protein of 187 amino acids.
AUGGCUCGACCCCACAUUUAUCUCGUUCAGCUUACCUCUCAGAUUCAUCCCUACUUCCAACGCGAAAUAUCCCCACGGGAGAGAGAGCAACGCGCCGUGGCACGAACAAGGCUUCAUCAAGCCGUCGAAGAGGACCAGCAGAUUCCAUCAGGAUGGGACACCACAACAUCAGCGCUGUCCUUUCUUUGUUUUGUUGAAACUACCAUUGCCUUUGCCACGGUGCUGGCCCUGAUUGUGCUGCGCGGACACUACCUCUUCCACUGGCGCGUCGGCGCUUUCCCGCCGCACAAGCUGGCGGACUGGCGGGUGCGCGGACGCAAGGCGCUCAUCCUGCUCCUUGUGGGCUACGGCCUCUGGAACAUCGACCGCGAGUUGUGUGCCCAGCUGCGCUCGGUACGGGCCAAGAUGGGGCUCCCGUGGGCGUGGCUCUUGGAACUGCACGGGUGGUGGCACGUCCUGACGGCCAUCAGCGCCGACAUGGCCAUGAGCCUUGUGCGGGAUGUGCGGUCCGAGCUGUCCAGCAGCGACAAUGACCGGGGCGUCAAUGAAGACAAGAGCAAGUAG